Messenger RNA from Hydra vulgaris (swiftwater hydra), 732 nucleotides. RefSeq names its product histone-lysine N-methyltransferase SETMAR-like. Gene Ontology annotation, molecular function: nucleic acid binding. The record is from RefSeq and is a predicted model, not a curated record. NCBI's taxonomy places the organism in Eukaryota, Metazoa, Cnidaria, Hydrozoa, Anthoathecata, Hydridae.
AUGGAAAAACUUGAAUAUCGAGCAUAUAUUAAAACCACUGCUCUACUUGGAGUUUCAGCACAAGCCAUAACCGAUGAAUUGGUUUUAGUUUAUGGUGACUUAGCUCCAAAAUAUAGUACAGUUGACAAGUGGGCUACUUUAUUUAAAGAUGGUAGAGAGAGUCUUGAAGAUAAUCCUCGCUCAGGGCACCCUAAAACCACGUAUACAGCUGAGAAUAUUGAAAGUGUGCAAGCCAUUAUUGAAGAAAAUCCGUAUGUAACACAUGAUUUAAUUGAAGCCCUGACAUUGAUUAAUCGUUUUACAAUCAACGAAAUCAUUCACAACGUACUUAAAAAAAGAAAACUAACAUCACGUUGUAUACCCCACGAGUUAACCGAUCAAAAUAGAAAGAAUAGAGUUGAGGCAUGUAAGGAAAAUUUAGCUCUUUUCAGAAACGGCCUAUGGAGGUUAUGUGAUAUUGUUACAGAGGAUGAGUCGUGGUUUUAUUUGAGACAAGUUGGACACAAGUCAGCUAACGCUAGGUUUCAGCCGAAAAGCAUGUUCUACAUCUUUUUCAAAACAACAGGUGUUGUUCAUUUGGGUUAUGUUGAAAUUGGAGACAGCAUUACUAGCAAAUAUUAUAUAAAAAAUUGUUUGAAACCUCUUAUAUUCGAAAUAAAUAAGCGAAAACCUAAAACAGCCACUCACAAUUUCAAAUUUCUCCGUGAUAACGCUCAACCCCAUGUAACUUAA